Molecule: messenger RNA, 2114 nt
Organism: Ziziphus jujuba (common jujube)
Lineage: Eukaryota; Viridiplantae; Streptophyta; Magnoliopsida; Rosales; Rhamnaceae
Exons: 9
Coding region: 57-1871 (604 amino acids)
Molecular function (GO): DNA binding
Source: RefSeq, a predicted model, not a curated record
UUUGGUAAAAAAGACUCUAACCAGUUUUAACUUACUUUGCUUGAAAAGUGAAAAGUAUGAGCGAUGGUGCUGUACUUUAUUGGUAUUUAAUCUUAGGAAGUACAGUGGAAAGAAAUAGUGUGUGUCGAAAGAUGAAGAAAAACGAGAAGAAGCGAAAGAUUAACAAAGCGAAGGAGGCAGAGGAUUGGUGCUUCGUAUGCAAAGAUGGUGGACAACUAAUAAUCUGCGACCAUGGGGAUUGUGUAAAGGUUUAUCAUCCUGAUUGUGUUGGAAAAGAUGAAUCGUUUGAGAAAGCUGGAGGAAGCUGGAAGUGUGAUUGGCAUUCUUGCUCAUUAUGCCAUAAAACCCCUAAGUACCAUUGCUUUUGCUGUCCAAAUGCUGUGUGUGAAGCGUGCAUCAAGACUGCUGAGUUUGCUUGUGUUAGAGGGAAGAAUGGACUCUGUGAUGAAUGUUUGGAGCUUAUUCUACUUGGACAAGAAGAUGUGGUUUAUGACUCUGAUGGGGGGAAGAUAGACUUCAAAGACAGAGAAACAUAUGAGGGCCUUUUCAAAGAAUAUUGGGAAAUAAUUAAGGAAAAAGAGGGCUUGACUUUGGAUGAUAUACAUGCUGCAAAUACUCGAUUAAAGAAAAAGAAAAAGAAGAAUCACCAUCGAGGCUCGGUUUCUGUGAAAUUUGGCAAGAUUGAAGAAGAAGAUGUUAUGAUACUGUCUGAAUCUGAUAAGGAAGAUAUACGGGAAUAUAAAGUGCUGCACAAGAGAAAGAGAUCCAAGAAGCAAGAGUUUAUGGGAUGGGCGUCAAAACCUCUCAUCGAGUUCCUGAAAUCCAUUAACAAGAUUAAAGAUACAGCUGAACAGUUAUCACAUAAUGAGGUCUAUUCCACCAUCAAUGCAUACAUUCAAGAAAAAAAUCUUAUUCACCCAGAAAAGAAGAGGAGGAUUCUUUGUGAUGAAAAGUUGUAUUCUGUUUUUAGAAAAAAAUCACUAUCUCAGACGAAGGUCUAUAAACUUUUGGACUCCCAUUUUAUUGAGAACUUGGAGCAAUCAGAGGAGGAUGAGGAUGAAGAUAGAAGAAGUUUGCAACAUAAAGAUAAAGACAAUGUUGAAUCAUAUAAGAAUAUGAUACAGAGAAAGGAUGAGGAUGUAGAUAAAAGAAGUUUUCGAGAUAAAGAUAAAGACAUUGUUGAAGCAUAUAAGAAUAAGAUACAGAGAGCUUUGAGCUUGGACAGAAUACCUCAAGAAAAGCAAGUGGACGAUAAUAUUGCUCAACAAAGCUGUUUUGCCUCCAUAGUUGCCCACAAUAUCAAACUCAUCUAUUUAAGGAAGAGCUUAGUUGAGGAAUUACUGAAGCAGAUUGAAAUUUUUCAAGGCAAAGUUGUAGGAAGUUUUGUUAGGGUCAAAAAUGACACAAAAGAUCAUCUUCAGAGGGGUUCUCACCAGCUUUUGCCUGUAACAGCCAUACAGAAAACCUCAACUGGUGAAGUACUCGUGCAAGUUUCUUUGGUGACAGGUGAUCUUCACCUUUGUAUGCUUUCAGAUGAUGAUUUUACUGAGGAAGAAUGCAUGGAUUUGCAGGAAAAAAUAAAAAGUGGCAUUCUUAAAAAACCUACUGUUGUUGAGCUUGAAAAGAAAGCCACGAGUCUAUAUAAGCAUAUCGUUAAGCAUUGGAUUCAGAGAGAGCUGGUCGUACUACAAAGUCGCAUAGAUUAUGCAAAUGAGAAGGGCCGGAGAAGGGAAUUGUUUGAAUAUAUGGAGCGAAGAGAACUACUCAAGAAACCAGCAGAGCAAGAACGGUUACUGAAACAGGUGCCAAAGGUGAUCGCUGAAACUAUAGCGUUGAAACCUGCUUCUGCAGGAUCAGACACAGAUCAAUGAAGAGAUCGUGAUUCAGAAAAUGAAAAUCCUUUUUUGGUGGUUUCAAGAAUUCGCCCCAAUAAGCAUGGACAAUAAAUUGAUAAAGGGAAUGAAGUUUUAUGCUCUAGCCGCAUUUUGUUUGAACUCUGACCGGUCGGCCAGGUUAGGCAAAAUAAAGCCCUUUUGUUUUUCGGCUUAUUUUUUGAAAUGUAAAUUAUUACUGCAAUAUAAUUUUUGCUCGUUUGGGGCCACAAGUUUCACCAA